AUGGACACUAUUCUGCAACUUUACUCCAAAGACACCACAGGGGCUGCCUUAAGACAAUUCUUUGAAGAAAACGACUCGAAUCUCGAAUCUCAGGAUCAAAUAUCAGAUCUGAUUGUGGAAAGCCUGACUCAAGAAUGGUCUUUCGGCGGAUAUCAACAAGAUUCUGACCGGCUUCUUCUUGUCCGAGCAAUAUUGCGAGCAUCACCCGAGGAUGAGGAGGGAUCGAAGAGGAGGUCUCAGGUGUUGAAAGGGGCGAUUUCAUGGCUGGUCAAGAUCGGAGAGAAUACGACGGCACAAUCAAGAGGAAGCGGACCAAAUUAUGCUCAAGUGGACGAACUCGCUGGAAAGCUCACCAACAUGAUUAUCGACGUUGGACAAUCUUUUGACCAGAGCGCGCUCGUCCAAUCCAUAUACACCAUGACGGAGGUCGUGCGGCAUCAAAAACACCCCCAUGCCCAGAUGUUUGCUCUCUUGUCGAGACUCCUUGUGAUUUCCGCCAGUGUUGACUCAGUCCUUUUAUCAGAUACUUCGGAGGAGAUCUCAGGAGCUGAGUUUCGAGACAUUACUCUGGAUAGAAUCUGUACCGCACCCUGGAACCAGAAAAGCGUGUUGCCACUCGCGAUAGCCAUGGCGGAUAUUGAGAUGGAAAGCAAACAACUUGAGAUGGUGAUUGUCAAGAUUAUGAAACAAUUCAAGCACGUCGAUGCCACUGAUCUCCCAGUCUUGAUUUACAAUCUACUACUCUUGUCGUCCAAGGGUCACCAACGACUGGUUAUUAGAGGCACACUGGAAUUCUUUGAUCGACUGAAUGCGGGCGGGGCAAUGGUUGAAAGUCUUCGAUCCAACAACUCAAAAGGAGCUGCACGCCUGGCCUUUUCGGAACUAAGCGCCAUCGAGAGCACAGUGAUUCUUCAUUUCAGCUUUGCUAUCAAGCAGGAUCAGGAGCUGGGCACGGAGUUCCUUAAGCAUAUGAAAGGCGGAAAGACAGCCUACCUUUCAUCUUUCGCGCUGGCGUGCCUUAUGACCAUGGCAAAGAUACACCGCUUCCAGAACAACGUAAUGGACUAUAUCAAAUCAUCAAUUUUGUCCACAUACAGGGACAUGGAAAGGAUGCGUAGUGAACCAUGGGUUUCUGAUUUCCAAGGAAUGUCGCCACCUCCUAUCCUGGAGAUGUUCCGCAAUGUUAUUAGGAAAAUUCCCUUUGGUUUGGAGCAGCUUACGCCAAGUAUUGUGCAGUGCGGGGUGUAUAUCAUGGAUUCGAUGGCACCGAGCUCAAUAUGGAAGGCUUCAGAUAAGGACACGACGAGAAAGCACACUCCCAAGACACCGGGCGAAUUUGGCUGCGAGCUUGGGGCUACAAUCCUUGCUGAGACAUUUAAGACUCAGCCCUCCGCAAGAACAGAAAUCCUUGAUCAUAUCAUGUCUAGGAUCGUUACAAAGUCUACCAGUACUGUAUUUUUCCUUGAGCUGCUGGAAAGCAUUGUCAAGGAUAGUGCAGAGGCGCUGGAGGAGCAUCUACCAAGGAUCAAGGAGUCACUUGAAUACCUCUCAUUCCUAUCCUUAUCCACAGCGGUGCGCCUCAUGGCCGCUGUGAGGGAUGUGGCCAAGCUGAACCGACCCUUUCGCGACAGUCUGAUUUUGAUUCUGCGAAAGGCAUUGUUCUCAAAAACUUUGGAGAGUCGCCAGGUCGCGUUGUCAGGGUUCCUUCUGCUAUUGGAGCCAUCCUCAAAAUCCCAGCCAAGUUUGCAAGGCGGGUCCAGCAGACUUGGAGCGCACCAGAGUUCUGAAAACGAACUACCUCGUUACUCAAUGGAAAUCCUGGGAAUGUUACGUCGGUGCCUGGGGCAACAAGGCGAGGUCCGCCACUCUUUGUACAUCGGCCUGAUAGAGCUCGCAGAGAUUGCCCCAAGCUUGAAUCCCGUCAUUUUUGAGAUCCUACAAGCUCACUUUGUUCACUUUUACGAUCCAACAGGGACACGGCUGUCACCACUGAAGCUGGAAGAAUGCGUCAGCAACUCCACGAACGGUGGAGAGCCGACAUUCGUCGAGCCACUCCAUUAUUUGAUGAGCGGUGUCGUGCGCUCGCUGGUCGGUCUGCAAAAAUUAAAGAGAAGAACGUCAUUCUCGCCUGAUGAGAUUUACCCCGAUGAGCAUCAGAUAACUGAGUGCCAUCGGAACUUGGGCAGGAUCGUGCUAGGUCUUCAACGAGCUGGGCUGGAAGAUUUCGAGCUGGACAGGACAUCGGACUUCAACAUGGCCACCAACAUUGGGGCCCGCAACAAUAUGUAUGCUACGUUGCUCACAGGCUGUUAUGAAUCUGCCGUCGAGUACGUAGUUCUCAACCAGCAGUCGUACAGCGAAUCCUCUACUGGAAAGAGCGUGGCCUCUGAUCGGUACCGAUUGUCAGAUUAUAGCCUACAGACUGCAAAAAUGUCUAUAGGAUCAUCCGAAGUGAUCCUCGAGCUCUUCAGCAAGAUGCAUAAGCUGCAUGAUAUUGUAAAGGAGAAAGUUGUUAUGCCACGAAACAAAAAACUUGGCCCCCUAGGGGAGAGUUCGGUUUUGGGGCUUGAAUGCGUGACAAGGCUCAUGGAAUUCAUGUAUGCGGGGAGGAUCGAAGGGGAGAGUCCAGAUGAAGAAGUGCUGAAGCUGAGAUCCAACGACGACUUUCUUCACACAUCGUCAGAAAAAUUGAAGGACAGUGAAUACGACUACUGUCGACGGCUCUCUAGCGUGCUCGUUCGCGAGUUCCUUGUUAGCGAGAGACCUGAUGGGCCCAAGGCCAUGGCCGCCGGAGCCAAAGGCAAGGACAAGAACAAAUCCUUAUUGAUGGUCGGAAUCGAGGCACUUACAGCUGGCUUGUUAACUCUUCAACGCUUCUACGGUGUUGAGCCAUCCUCGUCUAUGAGUCCUGGGUCGCCCGAGAGCCUUUGCAGCCGUAAAGUCGUCUCAAAUUUCCUGGCUGCGACGCUGCCUCAGGCCAACGGUGCCCAGCGGCAUGACCAACAAGCUUCCGAGGUUGUUGCUUGGACGACCUCUCAAACCAUUCGAUACGAUUUUGACAGUCUUGCAGCCGCAUAUGUUCGAUACCUCCAGGAACUUGUGGUAUCAUUUGUCAAUGAGACCAUACCAUUACUGAAAGAGGCAGGUGGGUUGUUGGGUAUGAUCCGAAUCCUUUCAAGAUAUCUUUCGAGACCGAGCGGUGUCCCAGAUGGUGCAGAUGGCGCAGAAGCGAGCGCAGACAGCUCAGCCUUGUCGAGAGCGAGUUCGGCUGUGAGUGCGGAAUUUGUGGCACCUGGGAUGAGUCAUCUUGACCAGUUGAUACAUUGGCUGGUGAAAUUCUGUCGAGACCAAGCUGUGGACGAUACGGGGCUUACAAAGACGCUUCUGUCAAUGAUGUUGCAGCUCGAACAAGAAUGCGCUAACCCGCAGAUGAACGCAGAGCUCCUGGCAACUGUUAACGGUCAAAACGGGGCGGAAUUGCCUGCGGUAAAUCGUCCCAUGGUGUCGGGUUCGCUUGGCUUUGGCAGUGUAAGCGCAUCCUCGGCCAUUUCUCACUGCCCUGAAGCAGCAAUCCGCCUUAGACUCGCGGCCGACGUCCUGUUGACGUACGGCAUGAAUUACAGCGGCCCUCAGGUGUCCAGCCUCCGCGAUUUGCCCAACGGAGUCGCGCCAGGCGAAGAAGUCGACGAGGACACUAUGCGAUGGAUACGGCUAAAGCAAGAGAUUGGAGUUGAAUCUCUCCUUGCCGUUGUCACCUUGCGGACAUCAGGGGCUAUCACCGAGGUUUUGUUACAGCAAGUCGACCGGUCGCUUGAAGGGCUCGAGUGGGCUUUAGCCAAACUCCGAUAUUGCGGGUUGACACAUUCAGGCUCAGACGGUUGGAACACAAAGGAAUCAACAAACGGCGAUCGCCUACAGCAGCACGCGCCUCGGCCGCAGGCAGCAAAUCACCCUCGAUCCUCCUCACCAUUGAUAUCACUGUUAUCGCCCACGGACACAAAGACUCCAUAUCAGCCAGAUGCAGAGCGUAACACCAAUAAUGCUGCGCAGAUCCUUGCCAAGAGAUCACUUCAAGAAUUCGAGACAGAGAUUUGUUGGAGAGUCGAGAUUUGCCUAUGGGUCCUGGCCCGCAUUGCACAGGCGUGUAUCAAUCAAUCGUCCUCAGAACAUUUGAUUCGAGUACUCCAACGAUGCUACAAAGUACUGACCGCCUUGACAAAGUCAUACCUGACGCCGCUCAAUUCCAUGCCUCUCAACAUUUUUUCCGCGCCGUCUUCGCUACCCUCAUCAUCCACGGCCUCAAAAUCGUCGUCAGCUCUACGGAAAGCUACUGCGGGAAACAACGUCAUCCAGCUACCGCAUGGUUUUCUCCGUGUCACUCAGGUUGCAGGUAUGGAAUUGUCCAGACAUUUGUACUCGUUCCUGAGCUACUUCCAGAUGCUCGACGUGGAACAAAAGGCAAGGACGCAGGAGCGUGGUGGUGGUCACAGGGGUACAAAGAAAGCCGACAAGGAUAAGGAUCAGGCCAUGGAUGGGAGGGCACCAAAGUUCGCGGCAAGUCGAAGAGAUGCCAUAGGAAGUCAUGUCGGCGGAGUAGUCAAGUCGCGACAAAAGGCCAAGAUUCUGCGCGAGUCUAAGCUGAUCCCUAUGCUAAUCUUUGCAGUGGAGCAGUACGAACGUUAUGUCAUCCAACUGAGCAAGAAGGCCAAGGUCAACCUAACACAGUUCAUGAGACGGAGUACAGCACGCGACUUUAGAAUCCAAAUCCAGCGACUCGGUGAGCUUGGACUGGAGGAUCGGUAUGAUGAAGAGCGGCAGCAAAUGAUGGUGCAAAGGCAACUGGAGCAGCAACAGUUGCAGCAAUUGCAGGAGGAAGGGGCGCAGGAUGGAGACACGGAUAUGAUGUACGAUCAUGAUGAAGGUCAUGCCAUGGCUCUGCACGCUGAGAACGAAGCUGAUAAGGAAGAGGAAGAGGAGGUGUUGGUGAGAUCGCGCAAGCGUGCCAAGUACGAUGAUUAG
Molecule: messenger RNA, 5019 nt
Organism: Gamsiella multidivaricata
Lineage: Eukaryota; Fungi; Mortierellomycota; Mortierellomycetes; Mortierellales; Mortierellaceae
Exons: 17
Coding region: 1-5019 (1672 amino acids)
Biological process (GO): DNA repair
Molecular function (GO): DNA polymerase binding
Source: RefSeq, a predicted model, not a curated record